Messenger RNA from Neodiprion fabricii, 2101 nucleotides. It is a transcript of the gene Usp12-46, whose product is annotated as ubiquitin carboxyl-terminal hydrolase 46. The record is from RefSeq and is a predicted model, not a curated record. Gene Ontology annotation, molecular function: cysteine-type deubiquitinase activity; cysteine-type endopeptidase activity. The coding region runs from base 321 to 1460 and encodes 379 amino acids. Lineage: Eukaryota; Metazoa; Arthropoda; Insecta; Hymenoptera; Diprionidae. Gene Ontology annotation, cellular component: nucleus; cytosol. The transcript is spliced from 8 exons. Gene Ontology annotation, biological process: protein deubiquitination.
UGGGCAUGCAUACACGCGAGCUUUAUCCUGCAUGUUGCAAUGAAGUAGUAAAAUUUUUUCUUUUAAAUUAGUAUAAAAGUGUAAUUAAUUUAUUUAAACAAUUGAGGUGAAAGCGUUGAUCCAUUAAUCCUCCUCCCUGUAUCACACCGUAUGAAAGUUUUUACUACGUUAAAACUCACUCUCCUGUUGUGAUUGACAAUGGUUCGGUCGGUCGUUUAAUUGAGAUAAACGUGCAAAUUGUUAUACGAUGGGGCUUAAGCUAACGGUGGAAGCUGUACUUAGCUCUUGUCAACAUCCAGUUGAUACUAUCAAAUCAUAAAAUGUGCGUUAACAAUAGAAGAAAUAUGUUACUAAGAAUGAGUCCCCGCCUUGUUUUCAAUCUUCACAUCCAAUUCCAGGGUGCAAAUAUAUCGCAGCUAGAAAGAGACAUCGGCUCUGAUCAGUUCCCUCCCAAUGAGCAUUACUUUGGAUUAGUAAACUUUGGUAACACGUGCUACAGCAAUUCUGUAUUACAAGCUUUGUACUUCUGUCGUCCAUUCAGAGAGAAAGUCUUGGAAUACAAAGCAAGAAAUAAAAGAACCAAAGAAACCUUAUUAACAUGCUUGGCAGAUCUUUUCUACAGUAUUGCGACACAGAAGAAAAAAGUUGGCUCCAUUGCCCCAAAAAAAUUUAUCGCUAGACUAAGAAAAGAAAAAGAGGAAUUCGACAACUAUAUGCAACAAGAUGCUCAUGAGUUUCUCAAUUUUCUCAUUAAUCACAUUAACGAAAUCAUACUCGCUGAAAGAAACCAAAGCAGACCUGCAGGCGGAAAAGGUGGGGCAGGAGAUGCAGGAUCUCCGCCAGAGCCGACAUGGGUUCACGAAAUUUUCCAGGGCAUUUUGACUUCAGAAACUCGUUGUCUCAAUUGUGAAACUGUUUCCAGUAAAGAUGAAGACUUUUUUGAUCUACAAGUUGAUGUAGAUCAGAACACUUCUAUCACACAUUGUCUGAAAUGCUUCUCUAAUACAGAAACAUUAUGCAGUGACAACAAAUUCAAAUGUGAUCAUUGCAGUAGCUACCAGGAGGCUCAGAAACGUAUGAGGGUGAAGAAGCUGCCAAUGAUAUUAGCGUUGCAUUUAAAAAGGUUCAAAUACGUAGAACAAUACAACAGACACAUCAAAGUUUCUCAUAGAGUGGUCUUCCCAUUAGAGUUGAGACUCUUCAACACUAGUGAUGAUGCUGUGAAUCCAGAUCGAUUGUACGACCUGGUAGCAGUUGUUAUACAUUGUGGUAGCGGUCCUAAUAGAGGUCAUUACAUUUCUAUUGUAAAAAGUCAUGGAUUUUGGCUACUUUUUGAUGAUGACAUGGUUGAUAAAAUAGAUGCAGCGACAAUAGAAGAUUUUUACGGCUUGACGUCAGAUAUUCAAAAGAGUUCCGAAACUGGCUACAUAUUAUUCUAUCAAUCAAGGGACUGUAGCUAGAAGUUGACUUAUACUUUAGCAAUUUAACAUUUUAAUACGAGUGAUGAUGAUGAUGAUCCAUGGGACUUUGCGAAUGUUUAAAUAGCAUGCUGACGAAUCGGUCGUUUACCUUAAUAUGCUAUCAGAUUUUUCAAUUAUUUUCUUGAACGUGUUCUACGCGCAUUGGUAUUUAAACAGUCGAAAAGAAGAUAUACUAGAUGCGUGCAAGCUAUGAUCACGUAUGUGAAAUCAAUAUGAGUAUUCAUCUAUGGCAGACAAGCAAUCAGAAAAUGUUAAUGUAAAGUUUAUUUAUUUUAAUUACCUAUGUUGUACUACGUAGAACUAGUCGAAACUGAAAAUAUGUAAGAGCUAAAUGGAAUAUUUUAUUUAAAAUACUCUUACCUUGGUUUUUAUUAUGUCAGUGAUAUUUAAAAUUAACAUGUUACAGGCACUAUUAUAGUACAUUAUUAUUAUUAUUAUUCGAAUGUAAAAAUAUAUGACUGAUAAUAAAAAAUAUUGCUAUAGGCUUAGAUAAUUUUAUUACACACCUCAACUUCACAAGGUUUGUUUUCAUGCCCAAACAAGUCAUAUUUUCCUUUAGUCGAAUACUGAGAAUCUCAAAAUAGACAUUCCCACAUAUUUUGACAGAUUGCCUUGAUCAA